CCAAAACUUCUCCUGCCUUCAUUCUUCCCGCACUCCCCACUGCAACGGUAACUCACAUAAUCACACUUGCUAACAAAAAUAACACUAAAAAAGAAAAUAAAUAAAUAAAAAAUCCCUAUAUAAUCCCCCAACUAUUUCCCUUCCCCUUCACUUAUUGACUCCUUCUCUUCCUACACACACUACUAAAAUUGCCACAGCUAUUUUUUCCUCUCAUCAAAAUCAAAUCAAAUUUAACCAUAUAUUCUUUUUUUUUUUCUACAUGGCUUAUGAUGAGGCUCAGGGGAGACAUGCUCUUCUCUUUCUCGUUCUAUUUUCUUGUUUCUUGAGCUCUUGCUAUGGCUACCAGUUCGUGGUCGGUGGCAGCCAAGGCUGGGUCUUAAAUCCUUCUGAAAACUACAAUCAAUGGGCUCAAAGAAACAGGUUUCAAGUCAACGAUACACUCUUGUUCAGGUAUAACAGAGGCUCGGACUCUGUUCUUGUGGUGAACAGUAGGGCCGAUUACGACAGCUGCAACACCGCAAAUCCCAUACAAAGGUUCGAUGAUGGGAAUUCCGUCUUCACGUUUGACCGGUCGGGCCCCUUUUAUUUCAUCUCCGGGAACAGGACAAACUGCGACGCCGGACAGAAGCUGAUCGUCGUCGUUCUCGCCGUCAGGAACCGCCCAAAUACGCCGCCGGCCGGGCAGGGGGGAAGCUCGCCAUCGUCUCCGCCUGGUGGAGCUUCGCCGCCGGCGACCGGAUCUCCCUCGCCAGCUGGAUCGACUUUGUCUCCGACGCCGGCGACGGGAGGACCCUUCUCGCCAGCUGGCUCUCCGUCGGCGUCUCCGGGGACAGGGGAGCACGGGUCUGGUCCAUCUCCGGCGGUUGGGGCUCCCGGGCCGGCGGUCCAUGUGUCUGGUCCAUCGCCGGCGGUUGAGGCUCCUGGGCCGGCGACCCAUGGGUCGGGUCCAUCUCCGACGGUGGAGGCUCCUGGACCGGCGGUCUACGGUGGAGGUCCGUCUCCGGCGGUUGGGGCUCCUGGACCGGCGGUUUACGGCGGAGGUCCGUCUCCGGCGGUUGGGGCUCCUGGACCGUCGGUAUCCGGCGGAGUUCCGUCUCCGGUGAGUGAGGCUCCUCCUCCGGGAACGGAAAGUUCAGCUACGUCGCCGGCGAGUGGGUCCCCAACGACGCCGGGAUCUACAACUUCUCCUGCUCCGGGAAGUGGUACUCCGGCGGAUACCAACUCGCAAGGCGGUGGUCGGCCGCGGUCCUUGGCGGCGCCGCCGUGCAAGCCCUCGAUUUUAUUCCUGUCGUUUGUCUUGAGCGUGGGUUUGGGUGGGUUUAUGGUUUCCGGUUAG
This is a messenger RNA of Striga asiatica, 1336 nucleotides long. Lineage: Eukaryota; Viridiplantae; Streptophyta; Magnoliopsida; Lamiales; Orobanchaceae. The record is from the annotation of a GenBank genome assembly.